Messenger RNA from Annulohypoxylon truncatum, 2521 nucleotides. RefSeq lists its product as uncharacterized. The transcript has 2 exons. Bases 700 to 2283 code for a protein of 527 amino acids. The record is from RefSeq and is a predicted model, not a curated record. NCBI's taxonomy places the organism in Eukaryota, Fungi, Ascomycota, Sordariomycetes, Xylariales, Hypoxylaceae.
GGGGCCUGGAAGCGCUUUAAAACCUUGGAAGUCGCUUAGUCGCUUAAAUAAACUGGAACUUACCCAGUACUUACAUCUCGUACAGUCAUACCUACCACAUUGUGCUCAAUGUACGAUAGGAGGCUAUUGAGAUUAAGCUCGGACGUGCCGUGUGCGUAGAUGGUAGGUACCUGGUAGAUAGCUGCUAACUGACAGGCAAGAGCUGGGACCGUUUACACUGUACUUACCUAGUUUGACGAUUCUAUUGAAAAAAUUGAGGCUGAGACCUGAAAACGAUGGGCCGUUAAAUCCGAAAACUGCUGUUGCCCUUUCCUCCAGGACUGACUCCUUCGGUGAGAGGGAACUUCCCAACCCCCUGUCCCUUUCAAUACUUACAUAUCGAUACUAGUUGCACCUUCCUCAGGCUUCUGCCUCCGAAUGACUUGCACCUGCACCUGCAUAUGUGAGUCAAGUACAUUAAAUGAUUAAGCACCUACCUACGAUUCACUUUUCCCGCCUAAUUCAAGCUUAAAAAUCUCACAUCUUCAAUUCACAUUUAAUGUUAUGCUCUUUAUUUCGCGACGCGUGACAUUAUCGUAAUGAUUUCGUCCAUUUAUUCUACAAUCCGUUACCUACAUACUUGAGAUAUCAGGUCGGUGUAGUCGUAGGUAGAGAGGGUUCCAAUUAGAUUGGAACCCUCGUUUAACUUGAAUAAGGGCCAUGUCCUCAUUCAGCGGAAAAAAGAUAUUCAGCCACGCUCGUUCCAAAUUAACGAAGUCUCGUAAAUUGAGAGAUAUAAUAAGCAAACUAUCUAUAAAACGACUCACGCAUCAACCCAGCUCUCUCGUUGACAAUGACGAUCUAUCAUCAAUUGGCAACCCUACCAGCUCCACUGGCCUCGGCAUCACCUUAACCAACAAUAGUCGUAACACAGUUGCUCAAGAUGUCGAGUCUAGGAACGUCAUUGUCCUCUCAUCAGGACAGCAAACCGAGAAAAAAGUCUCCGGUCUAUUGCUUCUUCCACAAGAGCUGUUCGACCACAUAACCAGUUACUUAGGAGCAGCUAAUGUCGCAGUGUUGGCACUCGUCAACAAGGAACUGAUGUACCGAUUCAUGACUUCAUGCAUGAAGACCGGGAUUACAGAACCGUACGAGCCAGUGUCCUAUCGUGUUCUAAACAAAUUUAUUGAGAAGACCGAUGCAUCAAAGACCAAGAUUCGUGGAACCCUACUCAGCCUUAUCGACUACGACCUGGAGGAUCUCGUUUACUGCUAUAAGUGUAAACGGAUCCACGACCCCUUCCUACCAUUCAUAGACCGGGCCUAUGCUCCACACAAAGCUGCUAGAUGUGCUGAUUGGUCUAUGGAUCAUCAUAUGCCGCCGCGUGCUACUAGGAAGCUUCUCCGUACCAUCAGCAAACGUCGUCUCCAUGGCGCUCCCUAUAGGCACCUUUUGCAGCAGGUCAACAACACGCAAACAACUUAUCAUAAGGGAAUAUUAGUCCAAGUCACCUUGAGAGCGCGCUACCGCAACAGCGACUUGAUUUUACGACGACAGCAGGUUGUUUCGUCCGUUGACAAGUCAGCUCUGUCAUUAUGGUUAUUCGGGCAGAUGAUUAAAGAUCCGCCGCGGACUGGUCUGUCGUUUCUAUCACUACCGAAGACCUACCCGAUGUGUAAUCAUGGUAACUGGGGUUCCGUGUACCAGCCAUUGAUACAGCAACUGGUCAAUCCCUUGUGUAAAAAUGAUCAUAUCCGGCAAAACAUCACGAGGCAUGAAGUAGCCUGCUUCAGCAAGGAACCCCUGGACGUAUCUAAGCAGGAGGGCCACAUCAUUUGCGAACGCCUCAAAUGGGUAGUCUCUGGCGCACGGCAUAACCCAACGGACGUGCACCCUCUCUUAGGCGAGGUCCUAGGCUGUGCCAACUGCACCACAGACUUUAGCAUUGACGUUGUUCCCUUACCUGAGCCAUUCAAUUGGGGAUUUGUUCUCACCUCUUGGAUAGAUCUUGGUAGAAUCGAUUUUUGCAGUCAGUGGGACAGUCAUAGAGACGUGCGACCCGGUCGAGAGGUUAGGCGGCAUGUACAUGGGGACAUAUGCGAGGCGUUUGAGGAUCUACCAUCGCGCCUGGAUUAUCGUCCCAAGAUCAGCUCCGUCGAUGGUCUAAGAAUGGCAAACUACGUCUGGGGAGAGAGAGCAAAGGUCGGUCUAGACAAGUACAUUAAUUGGACCCAAGGGCAUACGUGCAAUCCCGCCACGGGAUGGUACGAAGAUCCGGAUCCGCUGGAGGACGCCGAUUGCUGAGCAUUGGCUACGGCGAACCCAAGUACGACGCAGAAAGGAUUGUGGUAAUCCAUGAGAAUAAUGGAAGUGGAGGGGGGCUGAUGCAUAUGUCGAGCACUGAUACCAUCUCAGCUUCGGCACAAAUGGGGUUAUUUGCAUGGGCGAAGGUGUUUGGGUCAGGAAUGAAUCGAUUAAAUGCAAAGCAUCAAAUUAAGGCACGGAGUUACCGGAUUCGCCACGAAGGAGAACUUAGUGGCUU